Molecule: messenger RNA, 328 nt
Organism: Anopheles maculipalpis
Lineage: Eukaryota; Metazoa; Arthropoda; Insecta; Diptera; Culicidae
Exons: 2
Coding region: 1-318 (105 amino acids)
Cellular component (GO): cytosol
Source: RefSeq, a predicted model, not a curated record
AUGAAGUGCGACGCAGUGAUCGAGAAAAUUAAGGCCCGCGUUGCCUCGAUUGACCCGAACGGUCCCCGCAAGGUGCUCGGUGUGUUCCAGCUGAACAUUGAGGCUGCCGAUGGUCUGCACGAGAUUGUUGUCGAUCUGAAGGCACUGAAGGUGUCGGACGGCAAGGCUGCAUCGCCUGAUGUGGUGAUCAACCUGAAAGAUGAGGACUUUAUCGCCAUCGGAACGAAGCAGGUCCCGGUUAAGGAUGCCGUCGCCCAGGGCAAGGUCUCGAUGACUGGCGAUCAGACCCUCUUCCAGGCGCUGGUUGAUGCGAUCUAAAUAGAGAGAG